UUUAACCAAACAAUGGACACUCGUUUUUCAGUUUUCUGAGUUAGUACACACAUCAAUUAUUUUACUGUGUAGGUCCUAAUUUAGAGGUUCUAUAGUUUUGCAAUCUAUUCUGCUAUUUUUAUUUGGAAUACUGGCCAAAGAAGAUUUUUGUAGAUUCCAGUUUAACGGAAAUAGCAAUUUUCUUCAUUUUUACUUUAGAGAUAAAAUUAGCAAUAAUUUGGUUAUAAAUUAUUCUACCACAAGAAUAGUGGCAGAAUCUUAGAUAGAAUAGAGAGAUACCAGAAACGCUCUAUUUUGAUAUCUAUAUGCUUGUAUGUCUAUGAUAAGUACACACCACAAGUAUCGUUUUGGUUUUCAACCUUUCAAGAUCAUAGGGUCUAUAUUUCCAUACUUAAACAGUGUCAUAUUAAUAAAUUGUUCCAGUUAAAAAUGGUCGACAUUGACAGGAUCUUAAAGAGCGUUGAAAAAAAUGAAUUGGAAGCUGAAGAAGGAGCUCAAACUUCUCAGAUAUAUUCGCAACUACUAGCUGCAUAUUUAUUCAAAAAUCAAUUAUGUAAUGCCAAACAUCUGUGGAAAAGGAUACCAAGAAAUGUAAAGAACGAGUCUCCUGAUAUAAAAAAUAUCUGGUUAGUUGCUCAAAAAAUGUGGCAACGUGAUUGGCCAGCAGUACACAUUGCCCUAAGAAAUGAGUGGAAUGAAAAUGUUUCUGAUAUAAUGAACGCUCUCAAAGAUCGCAUAAGUGAACGUGCACUUUUUUUGGUAGAAGACGCUUAUUCAUCACUUGAAAUAAGAUAUUUUACCGAAAUGACUGGAUUAUCGAUAGAAAAUUCCCGUGAAGUUGCAAGAGAAAAAGAUUGGAGUGUAGUAGGAUCAAUUAUACAUCCAAAAAAGAAUAUCAAGCAACAAUUUGUUACGCAAGAAACAACUGAAUAUCAGUUGCAUAAGUUAACGCAGUUUGUUACUUUUUUAGAAAAUUGAUAGUGUGUUUAGUAAAGCAUAUUGUGAAAUCAACUUUUUAAAUUUUGUAUAAAAGUUCUUUCAUAUUUAAAUGUA
This is a messenger RNA of Copidosoma floridanum, 1053 nucleotides long. RefSeq names its product COP9 signalosome subunit 8 (gene CSN8). Gene Ontology annotation, cellular component: COP9 signalosome. The record is from RefSeq and is a predicted model, not a curated record. Lineage: Eukaryota; Metazoa; Arthropoda; Insecta; Hymenoptera; Encyrtidae. Gene Ontology annotation, biological process: protein deneddylation; COP9 signalosome assembly.